This is a messenger RNA of Pieris rapae (cabbage white), 2094 nucleotides long. It is a transcript of the gene Adk2, whose product is annotated as adenosine kinase. Gene Ontology annotation, biological process: purine ribonucleoside salvage. The record is from RefSeq and is a predicted model, not a curated record. The transcript is spliced from 6 exons. NCBI's taxonomy places the organism in Eukaryota, Metazoa, Arthropoda, Insecta, Lepidoptera, Pieridae. Gene Ontology annotation, cellular component: cytosol; nucleus. Gene Ontology annotation, molecular function: adenosine kinase activity. Bases 176 to 1219 code for a protein of 347 amino acids.
AGUUUUUUUUUCAUUCUGCGAAUUAUUAUAUGGUGGUGAACACGUUUUUCUUUGGAUAGCAUGCGGUAAUUUAUGUUACAAAUUAAAUCGCAAUUGAAUAUUUUUUUAAAUUUAUUAUUACUGUCUUUCAGUUUCUGUCAUUAUUUCUUAAAUCUAUUUAAAUAAUUAUUACAUAAUGGCUAAUAGGUGUGACUGUAGUCAAAAAGGCCUGCUAGUUGGUAUUGGUAAUCCUUUGUUGGAUAUAUCAGCUAUUGUGGAUGAAUCCCUUCUUCAGAAAUAUGAACUGCAAGCAGAUGGAGCCAUCAUGGCUGAAGAGAAACAUAUGCCACUCUACAAAGAGCUUAUGGAAAAAUACAAUGCAGAAUUCAUAGCAGGUGGUAGUGUUCAGAAUUCCUUACGUGUGGCACAAUGGAUCCUUAAGAAACCAAAUGUAUGCACAUACUUUGGUUGUGUGGGCAAUGACGAUUACGCACGGAUUUUAAGAGAAAGAGCCGAGGCUGAAGGAGUAACAGUCCGAUACCAAGUAACAGACGAAGCACCAACGGGAACAUGCGCGGUACUAGUCACGGGGACACAUAGGUCGUUAUGUGCCAACCUUGCUGCAGCACAGAAGUUCACACCAGAUCAUUUAGAGAAGGAAGACUGUCGGAAGAGUAUUCGCAGCGCAAAGUUCUUCUAUGCAUCAGGUUUCUUCGUAGCAGUUUCACCCGAGUCAAUAAUGCAACUCGCCAAACAUGCGCAAGACCAUUCACAUACGUUCGUUAUGAAUUUGAGCGCACCUUUUGUUUCUCAGUUCUACAAGGAACCAUUGUCAGAAAUUAUGCCGUAUGUGGAUGUUUUAUUUGGUAACGAAUCUGAAGCGGAAGCAUUUGCACAAGCUUUCAAUAUAACUGAAACGGAUUUGCAGCAAGUAGCCCUUAAAAUAGCCGCUUUGCCAAAGCUGAAUUCCCGAAAACGUGUCGUAGUAAUCACCCAAGGAAAGGACCCAGUCAUUUUAGUGGAGGGACCCAAAAUAUCCUUAAUACCAGUUAUUUCUCUGUCCCGGGAACAAAUUGUGGACACCAAUGGAGCCGGGGAUGCAUUCACAGGGGGUUUUCUAAGUCAAUUAGUUAUGGGAAAGUCCUAUGAAACGUGUGUCAAAUGUGGUAUAUAUAGUGCAACACAUAUUAUACAGCAUUCGGGUUGCACUGUUAGUGGUGAAAGUGAUUUUCAAGAAUAAUGUUAUUAAGCCACUCAAGUGUGACUUAAUAUAGCUAUAAUUUUCAUAUGAACAGGUAGAAUCCAAUUAUUGUGAUUUCAGUGAGAUUGUAUAAUUAUUACUUUAAAUUGUUGUGAACCGUAAUGAAAAAAUUUACUAAAAUCUAAAGUAAUAUUGUACCUGUCUUGUCAAAGAAUGUCGCUUUGAUAUGUCAAUGUGACCAUUGCUUUUUAAUCGACAAUAUUUAAUAAAUAUCAAUGAUCAAGGUACUUUUACUUGAAAGGACAUCUAUAUCUAUUUCAGACUAACAAUGUAAGUGUUGUUAAAAUUAUUUUUUAUGUUCGGUAAUUUUAAUAUGUAUUCAGCAAUAAAUAUGCAAGAAAAGCAAUAUAUGAAUUUUGUUGUAAAUGUCUCAAUGUUUGACAUUAUUUACUAUAUAAGUUUAACUUAAUGUUUAUUUGAUUAUUAUGAAUUCAAAAUAAUUGUUUUGCCUAAAAAAAUUAAAAGAAAUAACUGGCAACAUGUGUUGUUUUUACAGAGACAAUAGAGCAAUGUAGAUUUUAAUGUAUUUUGAUAGGAUUUUUUUUCAAUUCUACUGCAGUGUUAAUAGUAAAUAGACAUUGUUAAAAGAAAAUGGCUACCAUAAAUAAUCAUAAAACAUUGUGCUAAAAGCAUGAUACCAUUAAAACAAAUAUAGUUUUAAGCACUGUCAAAACAUUUAUCUACUAGACUAGACUAUUACUUAAAGGGUUAUGUUUCCGUUGAAGUCAUAGACUACAGAAUUUAGUUUAGUGCACAAUAUUACAUCAAAGAGAAGUUGUUACCGGAUCUGUAAGAUAGUUUAAAGUGUUUGUACUUAUGAGCUAUGGAUGAUAUGAAUAAAUAGUUUUUUUUAA